Molecule: messenger RNA, 5129 nt
Organism: Dama dama (fallow deer)
Lineage: Eukaryota; Metazoa; Chordata; Mammalia; Artiodactyla; Cervidae
Gene: NCOA7
Product: nuclear receptor coactivator 7
Exons: 17
Coding region: 306-3128 (940 amino acids)
Biological process (GO): regulation of transcription by RNA polymerase II; response to oxidative stress
Cellular component (GO): nucleus
Source: RefSeq, a predicted model, not a curated record
GGAGGAUGCGCUCCCCCGCGCCCAGCGGCAGAGGCCACCGCUCCCAGAAAUGCGAGCUCCCGACGCCCUUCUCCGGGACCCGAGGAGCCGGCGCCCCCGCCCUGUAGUAGCUCCCACCGCUCUCCUGCUUCACGUUUGAUCCUGGAGCAGCAGAGAGAGACUGUGUCUACACGUCGCUUUUGUUCAGCCGGACCUGCUUCCCGUGCCCUGUAACUAGGAACCCACGCUUAUCCUUCAGAUCUUGGGUUAUGACUCAUUGAUUAAAAAGGAAUUUUCCAAAUAUUUUGCACUUUUGAUCGCAUGUUAUGGAUACCAAGGAAGAGAAGAAGGAACGGAAACAAAGUUAUUUUGCUCGAUUGAAAAAGAAGAAGCAGGCCAAGCAAAAUGCAGAGACAGCCUCAGCUAUGGCUGCAAGGACUCAUUCUGGAAAAGAAGAUGCUAGUAAAGUCAUUUUAGAGCAAGACAAGUGUAACAUUUCUGUGGAAGAGGAGUACAUUACUGAUGAGAAAAAGAAGAGAAAAAGUAAUCAGUUAAAGGAGAUCAGGCGUACAGAACUAAAGAGAUAUUAUAGUAUUGAUGACAAUCCAAACAAAACACAUGAUAAAAAAGAGAAGAAGAUGGUGGUUCAGAAGCCCCAUGGUACUAUGGAAUACACUGCUGGAAGCCAGGACACCCUAAACUCCAUAGCACUGAAAUUUAACAUCACUCCCAAUAAAUUAGUGGAACUGAAUAAGCUUUUCACGCAUACUAUUGUUCCAGGCCAGGUUCUUUUUGUGCCAGAUGCCAACUUUCCCUCGAGUACCUUAAGGUUAUCAUCAUCCAGUCCUGGUGCUACUGUCUCUCCUUCAUCAUCAGAUGCAGAAUACGAUAAACUGCCUGAUGCUGACUUAGCAAGAAAGGCCUUAAAACCCAUCGAGAGAGUCUUAUCAUCCACUUCAGAAGAGGACGAGCCAGGAGUGGUAAAAUUUUUGAAAAUGAAUUGCCGGUACUUCACUGAUGGAAAGGGUGUGGUCGGAGGCGUCAUGAUUGUCACUCCUAACAACAUCAUGUUCGACCCUCACAAGUCCGAUCCCCUGGUCAUUGAAAAUGGCUGUGAGGAAUACGGCCUCAUCUGCCCCAUGGAAGAGGUCGUUUCCAUCGCCCUCUACAAUGACAUCUCCCACAUGAAGAUCAAAGAUGCCUUGCCAUCUGACCUACCUCAGGAUCUUUGUCCUCUGUACAGGCCUGGAGAAUGGGAAGACCUGGCUUCAGAAAAGGAUAUCAACCCGUUCAGUAAGUUCAAAUCUCUCAACAAAGAAAAACGGCAGCAGAGUGGAGAGAGAACCAUCACUUCAGAUUCCACACCAAUGGGACCUUCAGAGAAGUCACCAGAAUACACAGAAACAAAGCCCUCAGACAGCUCUGUGUCAGACAAGGUAAAGGAACUGGAAUCCGCUGCAGAGGCAACCCAAGAAUCUACCGCAGUAGCUCACGUCAGCAAGGAACCUUCUGACACUCGGGCUGCAUUUGAAUCUGUAGCCAAAGAAAAUUCUCUUUUAGGGGAAGAUGAUGACUUCGUUGACUUGGAAGAACUUUCUUCUCAAACUAAAGGUGGAACGGACAAAAGAGACACCUCAAAGGAGUGCCUUUCUCUUGAUCCAGAGGAACUAAGGAAGACUAAAUCACGAGUAAUCAGCUCUACGGAAAUUCAGUCAGCCCUGAAUUUUUCGGGAACAGGGUGUGAUGCUGAACUGAAGGGAGCCCUAGACUUAGAAACCUGUGAGAAACAAGAUAUGAUGCCAGAGGUGGACAAGCGGUCUGGGUCCCCAGAAAGCCAAAUGGACAACACACUGAACAUCCACGAAGAUUUAGAUAAAGUCAAACUCAUUGAAUAUUACCUUAAUAAGAACAAAGAAGGGUCACAGUUACCUGAUAACGUGCAGAAGGCAGAAUUAAGCGAUGGCAAAAGUACUGAGCCAGUGGGAAUAGACAUCACCCUUAGUAGUUCUCUUCCCCAAACAGGUGAUCCCCCGAUUGAGGGCAAGGAAGAGCCAGAUAAAACCUGGGCAAAAGAGAAAACACCCCUUCCGUUGCAACUGAGCUCCUCUACAGAAGAAAGUAUGAAUAAAGAGUAUCCAGAUACUUCUUUGGAACCUAUUCUGGACAAUAGCGGCCAAGGUGCACAAAUGGAUAAUAAAUCUGAAGUUCAGUUAUGGCUAUUAAAGAGAAUUCAGGUACCCAUUGAAGAUAUACUUCCUUCAAAAGAAGAGAAAAGCAAGACUCCACCCAUGUUUCUGUGCAUUAAAGUGGGAAAACCAAUGAGGAAAUCUUUUGCCACUCACACGACAGCCGUGGUCCAGCAGUAUGGCAAACGAAGAAAGCAACCGGAGUACUGGUUUGCUGUUCCUCGGGAGAGGGUGGAUCACUUGUACACGUUCUUUGUCCAAUGGUCUCCUGACGUCUAUGGGAAAGAUGCCAAAGAGCAAGGCUUUGUGGUGGUGGAGAAAGAAGAACUGAAUAUGAUUGACAACUUCUUCAGUGAGCCGACCACCAAGAGCUGGGAGAUCAUCACGGUCGAGGAGGCAAAACGCCGGAAGAGCACGUGCAGCUACUACGAAGACGAGGACGAGGCCGCCCUGCCGAUCCUGCAGCCCCACAGCUCGCUUCUGGAGAACAUGCACGUUGAGCAGCUGGCCCGACGCCUUCCAGCAAGGGUGCAGGGGUAUCCAUGGAGACUCGCAUACAGCACGCUAGAGCAUGGGACCAGCUUGAAAACUCUCUACCGGAAGUCAGCAGCCCUAGACAGUCCUGUCCUAUUGGUCAUCAAAGAUAUGGAUAAUCAGAUCUUUGGAGCAUAUGCGACUCAUCCUUUCAAAUUCAGUGAUCACUAUUAUGGCACAGGCGAAACUUUUCUCUACACAUUUAGCCCUCAUUUCAAGGUCUUUAAGUGGAGUGGAGAAAACUCAUACUUUAUCAAUGGAGACAUAAGUUCUUUGGAACUUGGUGGUGGAGGGGGACGAUUUGGCUUAUGGUUAGAUGCUGAUUUAUACCAUGGACGAAGCAACUCCUGCAGCACUUUUAAUAAUGAUAUUCUUUCCAAAAAGGAAGACUUCAUAGUUCAAGACCUCGAGGUAUGGACAUUCGAAUGAAAUUUAGACUGCCUUAAAAUAGAACAUUUAAAAAGGCUGGGUUCGGUCAGCCCUGCUAAAGCUAGCUGGAAGACGAAGCCCCAGCCCAGACUGCCUCAUCCCAUCAUAGUGCUUUCUUUCUGCCAUCAUCUCAGAGCGCACUUACAUUGCAGAGAGAUUCUGAAAGGUACAUGCGGAAGGCAGACGAUGAAGAAAGAAUUUGAAGUUGAGAUCGUUGAAAGACUUCAUACUCUCAAUUCCUUCAAACCCAUAGAGUGAGGAGUCAGAAUAUUUAUAGAUGUGAGUUGAAUGCAAUUUUUAUUUUUGGUAACUGUGAAAAAGAAAAUACUGUAGAAGUAUAUACAUUCCUUGUAUAUUUAUCAACAUAAUUUUCAUUACCAAAAUGUACAGCAUACUAUUGUUUGCCAUUGAAAAGUUUAGUCUCAUUUAGAAAAAUUGAAAGUGCACAGCACUUAAAGGGAAUAUAUGAUUUUUUAAAACUGUUUUAUUUAUUAUUUCUAGUAUAUUGUUUGAAAUGUGUUGGCAAUUUUUUUUCUUUUAAUGUGUCAAAUCUUGACUUAAAGAAAUGUAUACGUUUUGUGCUGUUUUGGCAACAAAUCCAUUUGAUUUAUAUAGUUUUAUAUUACAUUUUUUUUGCCCUGAUUGUUUAGGGUGAUCUGUAUAUGUAUGUGCUGCUUAAUGUCCAUAUAUAUAUACACACACAUAUAUAUACCCACAGACAAUUCUGAAUUUUUAAAAACUCAUUAUCAAUGUUUAUUGAUUUGCCUGUUGUAGGCCAUCUUCCCAUUUUGCCAUUGAAAAGGUACAUUUUUAGUUAUUUACUCUGAACAUAAUUGUGUAAAGAAGAAUAAGCCAUUUCUCACAGUCAUAAGUUAAUAUUUACAGUAAUGUAUACCUUUAUGAUCCUGGAUUUAGAACCCUGCUUUUGAAAAGAAAUGUUUUGCUUCUUAUAAAAUCUCAUGUGUUAGUAACAAAAAUUGUAUUUUUAUUGGAUUUUUUUGCAUAAUCUUCCCCAAGUUUUUACAUUGACAGGCCUCUGUUUUAAAUGAGAUUGAAUGUUUUAAUUUCUGUAUAUUUUAUAUCAAAUGAAAAAUGUCAGUGAUCCCAAUUGUCUUGGUUUCUACACUUUCAAUUGAAAAAAAUUCAGUGCAAAGAAAUGCAUUUAUACCACAAUUGGAAUAAAAAGUAAAGAGCAGUUUUUAAAUAUCAACUCACUUUCACAUCAUUAAACACUCUUUUAUGAAAGUUAAUAAUAAAACCUUGUUAAAAUGUUAACAAAUAUUAUUGUCAAACUUUUACAAAGCCAAAGACUGCUAAUGGAAAAACAAAGUCAAGUAAUAGCCAAAGCUCAGAAAGUUGUCUGUCAUAAAUUACAUUUCCAGUGAUCUUUGAAAGGAAAAAUUAAUAGAAAGUAGUAGUUUAUAGACCUGCAUUUUAAAAAUGUAAACAGUGCUUAGAAUGUUGGCUUUAAGCUGGCAGAAUACUUCCUUUAGCUUAUUCUCUUACUUUAGACUAUUUAUAAAAGAGAACAGACAAAUUGCCAUGUGGCCUCCUGUCAGAUCAACAAUUAUUUUACUACACUCACAUUCCAUACAAGUUUCUUUGAAUGCUAUAAAAUCUUAAAUCUGUAGCCUGGGUGUACUUUCACCCAAGUUCUAUUGCGAACUCUUCAUUAACAACUUAUUGGCAGUUGAACCUUAUUAAUCUGCUUGUUACAUAAUGUGCCUGUGUAAGAUUCCAGGAAUGUCUCAGUAUGAUCACGUUUACCAUUUAUGCCAUUUGCAACCAUAUGCUAUUAACAAAAUGGUCAUUUUGCAUAUAGUUCACUCUUAUCUACUUUAGUCCAUGAUAUUAUACUUGUGAGAGCAUAUUCAGAUGCUGUGUUCUCUAUUUAAAACAGUAUUGUCCAAUCAGACAUGUGUGGCCCUUCAUUUAUGGAUAUUGAGUGUAUGUAAUGCAGUGCUAGCCCAAUAUUUUCAAUAAAGGAAUUCAUGCAUUCAA